Phyllopteryx taeniolatus (common seadragon) is the source of this 1630-nucleotide messenger RNA. Its product is annotated as barrier-to-autointegration factor. Gene Ontology annotation, molecular function: DNA binding. NCBI's taxonomy places the organism in Eukaryota, Metazoa, Chordata, Actinopteri, Syngnathiformes, Syngnathidae. Bases 194 to 466 code for a protein of 90 amino acids. The transcript has 3 exons. The record is from RefSeq and is a predicted model, not a curated record.
AGACGAGCAGGAAGUAGAAGAAGCGCGUUGCAGGCUCAAUUCAGCUAAUAUUACUCCAGGACGCGACAGCAGAACCAGAAGGUAAGAUCUCGUCAGCCAACAAAAGCUUUGCUCGCAGGGAGCGCCACUCGCCGUUUGGCAUCACCGGCUUGUUUUAUCUGUGACCUGAUCUUUGACCUUCAACAAAGCAGCCAUGUCGUCGACAUCUCAGAAACAUCGAGACUUUGUGACCGAGCCAAUGGGAGAAAAACCCGUGUUUGCUCUUGGGGGCAUCGGUGAGGUCCUCGGCAAAAGACUGGAGGAGAAGGGUUUUGAUAAGGCGUACGUCGUCCUUGGACAGUUUCUGGUCCUCAAGAAAGACGAGGAGCUUUUCCGGGAAUGGCUUAAGGACACUUGUGGUGCAAAUUCGAAACAACAAUGUGACUGCUUCAGCUGCCUUAAAGAAUGGUGUGACGCCUUCCUAUAAAGGAUUCAUCUGUCCGUUUUUUACAUUUUCUGGUAGUUGAAACUGUUCAUCGGCUCUUCACUAGAUUUAAAUCCACCAUAUACAUAGACAUAUAUAUAUAUUUAUAUAUAUAUAUAUAUAUGAACAAACACUGCAACACACCUAUGAGGUUUAUUGAAGUCAAGUUUUAAUCAUACAGUUGCUUUUUCACUGACGUUCACGGUCUGUUUCACAUUUUAAUUGUUCUUAAAGACCAUCUAAAUAAAUUUGAAAGUUGUUGGUAAAGUUGUUUUCCAAGAGUUCAAGCUUUACUGCUGCUAUUGAAUGUACACAACACAAGCUCAAGGCCCCUCCUCCCCGAUUGUUGACUGGACAUGAUUCAAAUUCAAGAAGGCUGUUUGGAAGCCAAAAAGAUCUUCAGCAAAAUUGAUUGCAGCCUUUAUUUGACAAUCCCACAUCUGUGUUUGCAAGUUUGCCAAAUUAUUUAUAGACUGAUUUCCUCGGUUUGAACAAAGCUGCUCACUAUUCAUUCACCCUUUCUUGAUUAUUUGAUUUUCCAACGUAUCGAAAGGUUUAUAAAGCUACGUGAAGCUCAUCAGCACAUCAUAUCACUGUUUGUGCUAUUUAUUGGUCCACAGCCAAUUUUGAAGAGAGUUGAUGGGUUGCCUGUUAGGCACAGUUGAAAACUACAUUAAACGAAAAAAAAAAAAAAAUGGUAAACUGACAUUCGUCUCAGCUGUGUGUGCGUGUAACAUUGUAAUUGGUUAACACAAAUGCAGUUUUAAAGUUUGACCUUCCAACUUUGUUUUGAACAAGUCUACAAAUGAAAACGCUGGCAAUUUUUCUCUCAAACAAAAAAUAUAGACUGCAGUUGCUCCAACCAUAAUAAUAUCUACUAAAAAGCUCUCACAAAAAAAAGGCUUUUUGUUCAAAUGUCACAUUGAAGUAAUCAUUUGAUGUUAAGUGAAGCUGAAGUUUCUUUGUUAACUUUAAACAUAAGAUGCCUUCAUAUGUGUUAUCUGUAAUUAAUCCAGUCAGGUGAGCUGUGUGAGCGUAUAACCGCUGCUUGAUGCUUGUCUGGCUCUGAAAACAUUAGUUUUGCUCUUCGGAAUUGAGGAAAUGAAUGAAUUUGGACGUGUUCACUGCAGUGGCUCUUUAUCAAAUAAAAUCGCAAAUGAAGAAAUG